UAUAGCGGGAGCAGCGGGCCGGGAGCCCGGCCACGGCAGCAGCGGGACAGGCGCUGAGCUGCCCCGGCACGGCCUCGCCUCCCGCUGCGCUCUGCCCUGCGCUGAGCCCGCCCGGCUGCAGCCGCACGCCCUGACUGCACGGGCCUGAGAUGGCAGAAGGCAAGUGCCACCCCCAGCCUGGGGACCUGAUCGAGAUCGACCGGCCACUUUACCAGCAUUGGGCGCUCUACAUGGGGGAUGGAUAUGUCAUCAACGUCACACCUGUAGAUGAAGGAGCCCCAUCUCUGUCAGUGAGCACCACAUCAAUAUUCACCAGAAAGGCCAAGGUGAAGAAGCAGCUCCUGAAGGAUGUGGUGGGAAAUGAUACAUGGCAUGUCAACAACAAGUAUGACCGCUCCCGCACUCCUCGCCCAGUGGAGGAGAUCAUCCGGUGUGCGGAGCAAUGGAUUGACAGGGAGGUGCCAUAUGAUGUGCUUUAUGAGAACUGUGAACACUUUGUCACAGAGCUUCGCUAUGGAGAAGGAGUCUCUGAUCAGGUCAGAAAAGCAGUUAUUGGUACUAUAGCAGCCGUAGGAGGUAUCAUUCUUGCUGGUCUUGCCACCGCUGUUGUGAAGGGCUUGUCUGGGGACUCAUCCAGGAGAGAGAGAAAGCACUACUGAUGGGCUGUCAGAAAGAGCUCAGAGCAAGGCAGAGGAAUCUCCUGGCUACAGUGGUCACUGUCAACUUUUGCUGCACCUGCCAUCAUGGCUUCCUAGCAACUGUGCCACCCUUGCUAUAAACAUUAAAUAAUAAUAAUAUAACAAUAAAGAAUUAAUUUUUACUUAAAUAAAAUGUUAGAAAUC
This is a messenger RNA of Taeniopygia guttata (zebra finch), 842 nucleotides long. RefSeq names its product phospholipase A and acyltransferase 1 (gene PLAAT1). The record is from RefSeq and is marked provisional. Gene Ontology annotation, molecular function: glycerophospholipid phospholipase A1 activity; A2-type glycerophospholipase activity. Gene Ontology annotation, cellular component: cytoplasm. Gene Ontology annotation, biological process: N-acylphosphatidylethanolamine metabolic process. Lineage: Eukaryota; Metazoa; Chordata; Aves; Passeriformes; Estrildidae.